Cololabis saira (Pacific saury) is the source of this 2321-nucleotide messenger RNA. It is a transcript of the gene prpf38b, whose product is annotated as pre-mRNA processing factor 38B. The transcript has 6 exons. The record is from RefSeq and is a predicted model, not a curated record. Bases 180 to 1658 code for a protein of 492 amino acids. Gene Ontology annotation, cellular component: precatalytic spliceosome. NCBI's taxonomy places the organism in Eukaryota, Metazoa, Chordata, Actinopteri, Beloniformes, Belonidae.
AGCGCGUCACAUCGGAGCACUGCGGCGAGGCGGCUGAGUGUCGGCGGGAAGUUGUUAUCGGCAUAUUCAUUACAAAUUCCCCAGAAAGUAAACGGACGGCAUUUUCUACCCACCGCUAUUCCCCUCCGUGUCAUUAAUGGCCGUGCGGUCCUAGAGCGAGCCCCGGGGGAAGCGCCACCAUGGCCGGGAACCAGCUGGCAGCGCAGGCCGUGAGCAAGCCCGCCUCAGGGAAACAUGGCAACGUACUGCCCCUGUGGGGCAACGAGAAGACCAUGAACCUCAACCCCAUGAUCCUCACCAACGUACUCUCCUCGCCCUACUUCAAAGUGCAGCUCUACGAGCUCAAGACCUACCACGAAGUGGUGGACGAAAUCUAUUUCAAGGUGACUCAUGUUGAGCCCUGGGAAAAAGGAAGCAGAAAGACAGCGGGCCAGACUGGAAUGUGCGGAGGGGUGCGUGGAGUUGGGACUGGCGGAAUUGUAUCUACUGCUUUUUGUCUUCUUUACAAACUGUUUACUCUCAAGCUUACUCGCAAACAACUGAUGGGUCUCAUCACACACACAGACUCGCCAUACAUCAGAGCACUUGGAUUCAUGUACAUAAGAUACACUCAGCCCCCAACAGAUUUACUGGAGUGGUACGAUGGUUUCCUGGAUGAUGAGGAGGAGCUUGACGUAAAAGCUGGUGGAGGCUGUGUAAUGACCGUUGGAGAGAUGCUGCGCUCAUACCUAACCAAACUGGAAUGGUUUUCCACUCUGUUCCCCCGCAUCCCAGUCCCUGUGCAGAAGCAAAUUGACCAGCAAAUGAAGGCACGGCCUCGGAAAAUAGCUCAGAAGGAAACACCGGAGGAAGAUGCUACCGCCACAGAGUCCGGAAGACAAGUAGAACGCCGCCGCUCUAGGUCACCCAGACGGUCACCGAGCCCAAGGCGGUCUCCCAAGCGGUCUCCCAAACGGUCGCCCAAAAGGUCGCCAAAGCGGUCUCCCAAACGAUCGCCCAAACGCUCACCCAAACGGUCAAGGAGCAGAAGCCACCACCACGAGAAAGAUCACCACGGUCCCAGCUUUGAUCGUGAGCUGGAGAGGGAGCGGGACCGUCAGAGGAAGGAGAGGGACCGAGGGGACAGAGGGGACAGGGAACGGCGGCGGUCCCGUAGCGCAGACAGGGAAAGACGACGAUCGCGCAGCGUAGACAGAAACCAAGAUCGACGAGAACGCAAAAAAAGUCGCAGCGGCAGCCGGGACCGGAGGAGCGAACGCAAGGAGAAGGACAGAGAUGGAGGGGAUGACAGGAUCAGGAAGAAAGAUCGGGACCAUCACAAGGAUAGAGGCACAGAGAGCGAAAAGUCCAAGGAUAAAAAGAACAGGGGAGAGACUGAUGAGCGAAGGCAUAAAGAGGAUAGGGAGAGGCACAGGGAAGACAAGAAGAGCAAGAGGUCGAGCCGCAGCAAAAGUCGAGACAGGAAGCAUAGAAGUGGGGGAGAGGACAAGAGCAGGAGAAGAGAGCGCAGCCACAGCAGAGAGAGGGACAGGGAGAGGGAUGGAGAGCAGCGCUCUCACAAACGCAGCCGUAGCAAAGACAGGAGCCAUCAUCAGCGAGAGACCAGUAACGACCACAGUAAACAUAGUGAACGCAGAAGGAGUCGGAGCACUGAGUAAAUGUUGCAAUAUUACUUCAGUUCCUGUAUUUUUCUUCUCUUUCUCUAUUCAACUGUCUGAUCAGUCUGUUGUGCUGAGGAAGAUUAUUAGCACGUCAGACACCAGGAGUUGUUGUCUCUGGCCAAUGUAAUGUUGCUUUUUUUUGUUGUUUUCUGCUGUUUUGCUCCCUGUUAGAGCAUCGUUAGUCCUCACUUGAGAUCUGUAAAAAUGACAAACGGCAUUUUAAUUUUCUACGGUUCUUUUUUCUGCCCAAAGAUAUUGGUUUGUACAUAAUGUCUGCAGACUGUCUACACACUAUUAUUGGGCCGAGUUUGACGCAACGGAUCAGCUCCACACUGUCAACAUGUAUGUAAAUGUGUAAGAGAUAAACAAAAUUGACCUGUACAAAAGCAAUACAUGCAUAUUAAGAUUUAAAUAAUGUUGAAGUGCAGAUGUGAACGGAUUGAGUUCAGACUUCAGCUUCAACGUAAGAGUGCUGUGGAUCAGUCGGUGCUGCACACUUCUCCCUGUGAUCUUGUGUAGACAAUCUGGGAAUAUUUUAAUCCUUUCAAGGGCAGUCUGCGAAGGAUCAUUUUUACCACACACACUUGAUCCCUGCUUGUGUUGUGUUUGAGUUAUUGUUCUCUUGCAUUUUAUUUUCUAAUAAAACACUUUUACAAAUGA